Molecule: messenger RNA, 1132 nt
Organism: Hevea brasiliensis (rubber tree)
Lineage: Eukaryota; Viridiplantae; Streptophyta; Magnoliopsida; Malpighiales; Euphorbiaceae
Product: 2-Cys peroxiredoxin BAS1, chloroplastic
Exons: 7
Coding region: 116-919 (267 amino acids)
Biological process (GO): cell redox homeostasis; hydrogen peroxide catabolic process; cellular response to stress
Molecular function (GO): thioredoxin peroxidase activity
Source: RefSeq, a predicted model, not a curated record
UCUCGUCUUUGGAUAUUAUCUUUUGUCUUCACCAAUCAGUUCUCCGUCUUUGAAGUGAGAGGGUUAGUGCUUACUAGUGGUCUCCGCUUCGUCUCUUCCAUCAAAAGAAGAAGAAAUGGCUUGUUCAGCUACUUCAACCACCGGUCUCAUCUCCUCAAUAGCCGCCACCACCAAAUCCAUGGUUUCUCCCAUCUCAAAACCCUCUCACCUACCUCUCCCCAGUUCCUUCUUUGGCCACCGUAAGCCUCUCCAAUCUCGCGCCUCUCGAUCCAUCUCAUUGAAUCGUGGCUCUUAUUCCAGGAAGAGCUUCGUUGUCAAGGCCAGUGGUGAGCUUCCACUGGUUGGAAAUACAGCACCAGAUUUCGAGGCAGAGGCUGUUUUUGAUCAGGAGUUCAUUAAGGUUAAACUCUCAGAAUAUAUUGGGAAGAAAUAUGUGAUUCUCUUUUUCUAUCCAUUGGACUUCACAUUUGUUUGCCCCACAGAGAUCACUGCUUUCAGUGACCGCUAUGCAGAGUUUGAGAAGCUAAACACUGAAAUAUUGGGUGUUUCUAUCGACAGUGUGUUCUCCCACCUUGCAUGGGUUCAAACUGAUAGAAAGUCAGGCGGUCUGGGAGAUUUGAAGUAUCCCUUGAUAUCUGAUGUCACUAAAUCAAUUUCAAAAUCUUAUGGGGUGCUAAUCCCUGAUCAGGGAAUUGCUUUGAGAGGACUUUUCAUUAUUGACAAAGAAGGAGUAAUCCAACACUCCACCAUUAACAAUCUUGCUAUUGGGCGAAGUGUUGAUGAGACCUUGAGAACACUCCAGGCAUUGCAAUACGUUCAAGAAAAUCCAGAUGAAGUUUGCCCAGCAGGAUGGAAGCCUGGAGAGAAGUCCAUGAAGCCUGACCCGAAGCUGAGCAAGGAGUACUUCGCAGCAAUAUAAGAGUGAUUAGCAUUGACAUCCCAAAUUUCAUAUCGAUUUCAGAUAGGGAGAUGUAAACCAUUUUUGUUGUUUCUCAUGUAAUGUCUCUUUAGGCACGUGAUUAAGAGCAGUUUCUGGAAUAAGGGCAUUGGGAGAGAACAUGCCUUGCUUCUGUUGUUUUUGUGAAAAGGAUUGAUGCAGCAAACAAAAUGGCCUCAUUUAAUUCCUUGUUUA